Molecule: messenger RNA, 943 nt
Organism: Tetranychus urticae (two-spotted spider mite)
Lineage: Eukaryota; Metazoa; Arthropoda; Arachnida; Trombidiformes; Tetranychidae
Source: RefSeq, a predicted model, not a curated record
AAUUGAAGAAACCAUUGAUUCAGUUAUCUUUCCAAUUGUCUCACCAAGAUCAAUCAUGAAUAAUUCAGGAUAAAAUGUAGUCGUUAAAAUAUCAAAGUAAAUAAUUAAAGUCAGUUGAAUCUAAUGAUUAAAUACAUCAUAAAAGUGUCUUCUCACUUCCAAAUGAGAUUUACAGUGAAAGUUAUUAUAAAUUAAAAAGCGCUAUUCUAAUGUGGAAUAAAUAGUUGACUUCAGAAUAGAACAAAUUCGCGUCAAAACGCAUCUCUUUUCAAAUGGUUAAAGUCAUUUUCACCGCAAAUCAGUUUAAUUCAGUGUUAAUUACAUUCUUUUUUCUAUUGUUUAUAUUGAUUUAAUUUAUUAUUUUCCAGACACAUCCAUCAUUUACUCAAAUAUUUUGAUUGUGUCUUUAAUUGUGUUAUUUUUUGGUUUAAUUUGGCCAGAGCCGGGAAAAAAGGUGACAAAUGGCAAGUCAAGAGUCACUGGAUGAAAAUGAUUAUUCAUCAAUUCAAGCAAUUUUGAGUCUUGCUGAAAAAAUGGCGAGAAAAAAAGACUUAAAGGUCAAGAAAAGACGCGUUAAAAAAUUCGGUUGGACUAGAAAGAAAAGAUCAAGAGCUGUGAGAGCAAGAAAAGCAAUUGAAUUUCAUGUUGAACCUCAGUAUCAAGAAUCUGCAUGUCCUGAAAUAAUUCAGCCGAAUACGUCCGAAGAAGAAGAAAGAGAAGAAAUUAAAGGUUUUAAAGUUUAUUUAUUUGACAAAAAUUUUGGUCGAAAAAUACCAAGGAAGAAGAAAAAUGUAUUUCGAAAUUGAAAAUAAUAAUUUGGAUGAAUUAGUAAUUCGUCUAUGAUUGUUAAUAAAUUCAGUUGAUAAUUCAUUAUGAAGUUGACUGUACGUCAAUAUAUCGAUGGUUAAAUCGAUUCAUCGUAUGAGAGAAACGAUUAAAAAAA